Messenger RNA from Hydractinia symbiolongicarpus, 6322 nucleotides. RefSeq lists its product as uncharacterized. Gene Ontology annotation, molecular function: heparin binding. The transcript is spliced from 13 exons. The record is from RefSeq and is a predicted model, not a curated record. Lineage: Eukaryota; Metazoa; Cnidaria; Hydrozoa; Anthoathecata; Hydractiniidae. Bases 84 to 6266 code for a protein of 2060 amino acids. Gene Ontology annotation, cellular component: cell surface.
ACUCUAUAAUGACAACCAAUCAUGUGUGACCACAAAGUUUAUAAAUACUGUAAUAUUCUAUCUGUAAUGUGUUUCAUGUACUAAUGAUGGGUACACUGACCGUUGCUUGGGCUGUGCUGAUAAUUUCCGUGGUAGUUGACAAUGUGCAUACGACUUCCUUCACCGCCGACAUAGGACAAUAUAUGGAAGAUUCAUUGUCGUCUUUCAAACUACAACUGCACAAAGCAAGUCAGCAACGAAAACGGCGUGUAAAAAGGGCAAUAUCAAUCCAGGAUUUUAUUGCGGAGAAAGAAACAACGUAUGAGGCACAGGUACAGAACAUCACGCCAUGGCAGUCCAUUCCAACAAUGCAUCCAGUGGAAUUAGAACCAUUCGUUAUUAAAAACAAACAAUAUUUAGCUGUAGUGAAUUUUAUGAACGAGCUCAACCAGUACAUCACAAAGUCAGCUGUAUAUGUAAUGAAUGAAACGACUUAUAAGUUUGAUUUGUUGCAGGAAUUUUCGACAUCUGGUGGUAUUGACUUUGAAUAUGCUGAUUUAGGUGGCAAUAAAUACGCCAUCUUUCUAGAUCACGUAGGGCAAAAUUGGUACGGUGGAGGUAGCACAUACGAAAAAUGGUUUCAAUUGCAGCAAUUUUUACCUCAUGAGAAUUUGGAAAAGCCGUUUCACUACCGAACAAAAGUGCGUACUCUUGGCGCGAAAAGCGUUAAAGUUUUCAGCAAAGAUGGCCACCACUACUUUGUGACUGCCAAUUCGUACUUUGAGGUCGGCGAUAAAUACCAUGUGAAAUCAACCAUGCAUAUUCAAUCUCAGUUUGGGUAUGAACUAGUCCAAACUUUCGAAACCCAGGGUGCCCAAGAUGUGGAGAUUGUCAUGAUAGGUGGCGUUCGUUACAUUCUCUUUGUCAAUCACAUUGAUAAUAGUGGAAAAGUGGACAUCUAUUCUUCUGUUUACAAGGAACGCACAAUGCAGCAGUUUGGCAAAGCGGGAGGCCCUUUUGAUUUGUACCAGAGAAUUGCUACACACGGUGGUAGGGAUUUCGAAUACUUCUCCUUCGAAAAUCACCACUACUUAGCUGUCGCAAACGAGUACACAAUAAUCACGGCAUUUGAUAGCUUAACCGCAGCGUACAAUAAGAUCAAGGAUUAUCGCAUUGAUUCCGUUAUUUACUGGUGGACAGGAACUAUGUGGGUUGAAUGGCAGAAAAUACCCACCAACGGUGCAGUAAAAUGGUCCUACUUUACGAGCGAUGAUGGAUCUCCUAUGUUGGUUGUUUCAAACGCGAGAUCACAAGCGGUCAUCUACACCUACGACCCGCUAAGAGGAUUCUUUAAACCAACUGACGUUCAAGGUUUGUCUCCAUUUCCCGAAAAUCAAGAUGCUAUUCCUGACGUUCGAUCAGUUCUUCCUUUCAAGGCCGGAAACGAAACCUAUUUAGCUGUCGCCAACUACAACCUCACAACAAGAUCUGGUUUCAACGUCUUUAAAUUGUCCUUCACUAGAAGACCUGUACCUAAGUUAGACCCAUCUGUGCCGGAGAUCAUAGCUGCUUUAUUAACGAAAAUGACUGAGGAACUAGAAUUGAUCAAAAAGACCUUAUCGCAAGUUCUGCUGCACGUCACGAACAACGUAAUGACAAAAAGUACGGAACAGAACGUUACUGCAAACAUCUUUUUUACAAACAUCACGAUUGAAAAUACUCUAUUGACAGGAAGUAUGUACUACACGGACAAUGUCACUGUCAAUCCCAUUGUAGAAUCGGAAAAGAGAGCUGUGUUGCUGAAGUAUUUAAUCGAGCAACAAGAAGCCAGAAUUCUCGCACUUCAAGAAAGACUAAACGAUGUUGUGAAAAUCAACGAAGCAGUUGUUAUCAGUGGAGAGAAGACAUUUACCGAAACAAUAACCGUGACUAACACGCUUUCUACUAAUGUUACCACUGUGCAUGGCCUUAUUGACAGCACCAACAUUACUGAUCUUGCAGGGAGACAUUGGAGCAAAAGUACCGAACAAAUUCUUGAAGGCCAUUAUACAUUCACCGAAAACGUCACCUUCGCCCAAAAUCUGAGUGUGAAUGGCUUUGUUAAUGGAAAGAAAAUUGAAUCGUACAUGACAACCAACACAGCACAACAUAUCACAGCGUCAAAAGUAUUCGGAAACGACUUGUUACUUAAAAAUAAUGUCACCUUGUCAAAUUUCACUCUUGACGGUUACCACGUUCCUGGCGAUUUUGUUACUACGGAUGGAUUCAUAGGCAUAACAGGCUAUAAAAACUUUGGUUCUGUAAUUUUCAACGGCGUAUUGCAAGUCGACGGCUAUUUGGAUGACGUUAACGUUACUAACUUUUUCAACAACAAAAUGACCCCGGAUACUAACCAAACUGUUUCAACUUAUAUAGUAUUCGACGAAGGUUUCGUUGUCGAUUCCAAUAUUCGCGUGGAUGGUUUAGUGGACGGUAUCAACAUAACUGCUUUAAACGAAGAUAUUUUAUUGGCUGGAAAACCGCAAGUCAUAACAGGUGCAAAAACUUUCAAAUCUGUAAAUGUGAAAGGCCAUCUUAAAGUAGAAAAUAUUAACGGAUACAACUUGUCAGAUGCCAUGACCUUGACUACUGAACAGCUUGUUAAGUCGGACAUGACAUUUACGACUAAUGUUACUGUAAACGGUAAUUUAGUCACAACUUCAACAAUCGACGGAUUGGAUUUGUCUGAGGAUGCCGUCACUCUUACUGGACCACAGUCAAUCGGCGGUCACAAAACAUUCCGAGUUGGCGUAACAAACGUUAAUUCCAACAUUGUAGUGACGGGCUUCGUUGAUUCUGUUAACUUGACAAAGUGGGAAAAACUGGCUGUCUUAAAAGGCAGUGGAGUAUCUAUCACCGGUCAAAAAACUUUCGUCGGUGGUAUUAAUGUUACUACUAUGUUAAAAGUGCUUUCCAUCAACGAUGUGUAUUUGCCUACUCUAAAAGACGACUUGAUUUCUCUUUCUUCAAACGAAAACCUUUACGCUCAAUUCGUUUUUGAAAACGUUAUUGUUAAGGGCAACCUUGCCGCAAAUGGUGAAAUCGGCAGCUAUCAUAUUCCAGACGACUUCGUAACUCUGUCAACUGCUCAAACUAUUAGAGGUAUGACAACGUUUAAGAAAAUCGUUCAUGUAAACAAAAUGGUCUAUUCCAACGGAACGAUCAAUGGAGAAGACUUUUUAGCGUUUUAUGAAAAUGCUGUUAAGAACGGAAGCGAAGAUACCAUCUACGGAAACAUCAUCUUUCAGGACGAUGUCACAUUGCUUAAAGACGCCGAGGUGGCUGGACAGGUGAACAACUUGACCAUUCCUACCGACGUUAUUACUCUGACAACGCAGCAGAACAUCACCGGCGUUUUGACUAUGACAGAGGAUACCGUCUUUAAAGAAAUUUUGGACGCUUACAUCAUUCAUGUCGAUGGGACUGUAAAUGAGAUCGACAUUUACGACAUGGAACAAAAUGCUGUUCACAAGGACCGAAACCAAACUAUAAAUGGAAGCAUUGUAUUCGUGUCUGGCAUCGACUGCAAGCAAAACUUGUCUGUAGCAGGACUCAUCAACGGCGUAAAUCUAACUGAGCUUUACAACACCACCGUGAGAAUAUCAAAAGAUCAACGUGUAUAUGGCGAGAAACGAUUUCUUGAUGACGUUGAGUUCCACCAAACUGUUACCUCACCUGGUUUAGUCAACAAUGUAAAUUUGACAGAAAUAGAUAAAAACAUUAUGAAGUCAUCUGGCAAUCAAACAUUAAAUGCUAACUUCAUAUUUCACAACUAUAUUCACAUUAUCAAUUUAAGGACAUCGAACAACUCCUGGAUCAACGAUGUUAAUUUCCACCACUUCCUAAAUUCUGCGCUGAGAUCCAACGGAACCAACUUCAUUAACGGAAGCGUUCAAUAUGACCAUUUGCAUGUAUCAAACCUCGUUACCAAUCUAUUUGCAGGCGUAGACCUCACCAAUAUCUUUUUGAUCAGUGGUAAUCAAACUGUCCUUGGCGACAUAAACUUUUCAUCCAUUAAGACGAAAAAUGUUUAUGCUACAAACUUGAUCGACAGUGUCAACAUCACGGAAUUGAAGACCAAUACGGUCGAGAAGAAUAAAGAUCAAACACUGAAUGCCAUGUACACUUUUGAACGAAAUGUGCUUGUCAACAAUAAUCUUACAGUGAAGGGACGCAUUAACAACAUUGAUUUAGACGAGUAUAACAAUUCUGCUGUCCAUCUCACAUCUGACGAAACGAUAACGGGUGUAAAAACGUUUAAGAAUGUAACAUUCCAAAAUGUCACCUUUCUCGGACUAGUCAACGGUGUCAAUAUGUCGCUCCUAACAGAUGACGUUCUUACUAAAACCGGUGACCACACAAUUUGCCAACCAACUACUUUCGAAAAUUCAGUCAUUGUAAAUGGAACUGCUAUUGUUUCAGAUAACGUGUUGGUCAGUAGCUUGGUAAACGACAUCAACAUCACUGCUCUUAGCCAGUCUGCAGUUAGACUGAAUCAGUAUCAAGUUCUGAGCGGUUCAUAUCACUUUCAAGGUGGUUUGGAAAUUGGCACCAAUUUAACUGUAAAUCUCUUGAAUGGUAUCAGCACAAACCAACUUAUGAAAACGCAUGGGGACAAAAAUAUCUCGAAUUUUUUCCAAUUUUCUGACAUUGAUGUGAGCGGAAACUUCGACGUUACCACAUUAAUCGAUGGUGUGGAUGUUGCGAAACUUAAUGACGACAGAUUCACAUUGAACACUGAUCAGACUGUAUCAGGUAGUAAAUCCUUUUCAAAUGUUAUCAUUAAAAACAUGAUUGAGUUUCCAAAUGGUUCUACCGUUAAUGACAUCGACAUAUCCGAAAAUUUGUUCCAAGCUAACGACACAUCGAUUAUCAAUGGCCACAAAUUGUUUACCAAUGUAUCAAUUACCGGAGAUGUUACUACUACUACCGGUGUAGUGAACGGUGUGGACCUCCACAGCUUCAACCUCAAUGCAUGGAAAACCACCAAUGACGGCGAACAGUUUAUCAAUAUGGAUCAAACCUUCACGAAAAAUUUGACUAUUAUAGGUAACAUGACUGUGAAUGGCUUGGUAAAUGGAAUCAAGAUAGGGGAAGUUGGGAACUACACUGAUGCAGUUAAUGAAGAUAUUAAAUCUGGUUUACUGAUGUUAAGCACUCAAGCCACUUCGUUAUGUACUUCGACGGAAACUCUGGUGCCUGUAUCGGAAAACCAAAAAUUUCUUAGUGGUUUCGAGAAAGUUGAUGUCAAAUCCUUUUCUGCUGAAAUUCUGGGAUCGCUUCAUUCCACCGUUUUGAACGACACAGUCUUCAUCUCUGUUGCUCGAGCACAAGGUGCUGGUUGCGGACCAGCGUAUGUGCUGAAAUGUACACAAGAUUUACAAUGCUUCGUCCUGCAAACUAUAACAACGAACGCCCAAAUACUUGAAUUUUUUAUCUAUAAUACAUUCACUGCCCUCCUUGUAUAUCAUUCGUCUUCAGGAGUAAACGAAACUCAUGGAUGUAAGCAGGAGCCGGAAGUUUACGUUUGGGGAGACGCUUCUUUUUUCCCUUAUCAGUCACUCAAUAUGGAGCUAUUAAAAACAGAACUUGCACCAAUAUUGAACAGCAGCACGGUCCUUGCUGAAAAUUUCAAAAGUUUGUAUAGCGAACUCAUGAAGACGGAGAAUAAUGGUGAAUCUAUAAUAUCGGUCGCGGUGAGAAAAUUUAGGAGCAUUGACAAAGAUUUUCUUGCUGUUAGUGGCAAUCAGGACGGCACGGAUUUCGUUGAUGUCUUAAACAUACAAGGAAAUGAUAUUGCAUCACUUAUAAAGGAGCAAAGAAUAAAUUUUCAGAAAACCGUAAAGCCGAAACAUAUUUUUGUAGGUUUACUUAAAGAGUUGGAGACGACUGUAUUAUCAGUGUCUGGUGGAGAAGACGUUACUAUCUUUGCGCAAAACAAUAAAACAAACAAGUUUGAAUUCUAUCAGAAGUUGCCAGUCGAAGCCAUAGUAUCUCAACUAGAAAGAAUUGGUAAACAAAUGUUUUUAUCUUAUCUCAGUUCAGAAAAAGGAUUUGGCUUGUGCCAGUGGGAAGGCGUGUCUGGAUUCACAAGUUGUAAGUCCUUACAAUUCACUGGUACAAGAAAUGUGGAAACCAUUGUAACCGACAGUGGGGCGUUCUCCGUUGCUACUACCAACAACAACCUGUUGAUUUUGAAAACUAUAUUCGAAGGUAACGACGACAUCUAUGAAAAUGAUGUGUGUUAAUUUCAUUUAAAAGGACUAUAUAGAAUUUUAAAAAUAUGUAAAAAUACAUCUGUAAA